This is a messenger RNA of Callorhinchus milii (elephant shark), 3159 nucleotides long. It is a transcript of the gene derl1, whose product is annotated as derlin 1. The transcript has 8 exons. The record is from RefSeq and is a predicted model, not a curated record. NCBI's taxonomy places the organism in Eukaryota, Metazoa, Chordata, Chondrichthyes, Chimaeriformes, Callorhinchidae. Gene Ontology annotation, molecular function: ubiquitin-specific protease binding; misfolded protein binding. Bases 51 to 803 code for a protein of 250 amino acids. Gene Ontology annotation, cellular component: Hrd1p ubiquitin ligase ERAD-L complex; endoplasmic reticulum membrane. Gene Ontology annotation, biological process: endoplasmic reticulum unfolded protein response.
UCCCUCUCUCUCUCACUGUAGGUGGCGGUUGUUGGGCCUGAGGAGCGGCGAUGGCUGAGAGCGGCCUGGGAGAGUGGUACCGCAGCAUCCCCCCGGUCACCAGGUGCUGGUUCACGGGCAGUGUGGUGGUGCCCGUCCUGGAGAGGCUGAGCCUGGUGAGCGGCAGGUCCCUGGUGCUGUGGGCCGAGCCUUUCUUCUACCGCUUCCAGAUAUGGAGACCGAUAACAGCAUGUCUCUUCUACCCGAUGGGAUUCCAUUACCUGAUUCAGCUUUAUUUUCUGUAUUCUUAUUCCUCCAACUUGGAAAGAGAUUUCUUUGGAAGAACAGCCGAUUACGUAUUUAUGUUGUUUUUCAACUGGAUUUGCACGGUGAUAGUUGGAUUUGUCAUCGGAAUGCCAAUUCUGUUUGUUCCACUUGUUCUGACAGUGGUAUAUGUGUGGGCACAGCUGAAUAAAGACCAGAUUGUAACAUUUUGGUUUGGGAUGACAUUUAAGGCCUGCUACUUACCGUGGGCUCUGCUAAUAUUCAACUAUAUCCUAAGGAAUUCGAUAGUGGAUGAGCUUGUUGGCAUCUUUGUUGGACACAUGUACUACUUCCUGAUGUUUAAAUACCCUCAGGAUUUCGGUGGCAGAACGUUUCUUUCUACACCUGGUUUUCUGACCCGAAUCUUUCCCCCAAAGAGAGGAGGCGUAUCAGGAUUUGGAGUCCGGCCAACUAGCAGGAGACCACAAGCUGAAGAACCGGGCCGUGGUUGGGGAAGAGGCUAUUUCUGGGGCCAGGGGCAGAGGCUAGGAGAUAACUGAACAUCCUUUGUAUUUUGAACAUUGUAUGUGUUACCUGGCGCAAAUGAUUUAUAUUCUGGAAUUACUGCUCAAAUUGAAUGGCAUAGUUAUAUAAAAGUGGCAGAAUUGAGAAACCAAAUCUUUUUUAGUUGGUCUUUUGAUGAAGGGAAGGUGCAGAGCUUUGGUAAUAUGGAACUGUACAGCUGUAUCUUUCCUGGAGACCUGUACAAGGGGUACACCAGUCUGAUCUGUAAGAGACAGCAUUUGGAUUAAAUCUUAAAUUAAUCAAAAUCUGAUGCAUUGAGGUUUAAAAUGCGGCAAUUCUUAUAACAUUUUUUAAGAAACCCUACAAAUUGAUGUGUCAUUUGAUAUUGUUGAGUCAGUGUAACAUAAUUUUGCUUCCUUGCUUAAGGAACUCUGUUAGAAACUGCCACAUGUUAGACCCCACUCAUUAUGGUCAACAAUAUAAAAAAAAUGUAAUGCUCAGUUUGGAUUUGUGCAUUUAUUUUCUUAUUCCCUUUUUCACCCCUUCCAUUCCCUUAAUUGUUUUGAGUACUAAUACAAUUAUUAGAAUUACUGCUGCUUUUGUAUUUCUUCCUCAGACUUGAGUGCUGAGGAACAAGAAGUGCAUUAAUUCUGCUCUUUGGGCUGCUGUAGCAAUGGGAUGACCCUCAAACUAUGCAGUAUCGAUGAAAGACUGUGGUUAUGUUUUGGUUUUAUUCCUUGUGUGAAGAAACUGUUUAUUCACUCGUUAAAAUGUUGAUCACUUUUUUCAGACACUUUUUUGUGCUCCUUGAGACGGGUCCCAAAAGUAACCAGUCACAGUUCUCCCAAUUUUCCCUGUUUUCUCUCCGCUUCCCCUCCCCGCAUAAAGUGCUGGACUGUUAACCUGUCCUUGUGGUAGAGGGAGGGAGUGCAGUUUGAAAUUGAUAACUGGUGCCAUUACAUUGGUGCUUCUUGGUUAAAUGAAAAGGGGAGAGGAAUAGUUAUCAGAUAGACAUUCAAAGAUUAUAUGCAGGAACUAUUCACAAAAAAAAUUGAAGUGUCAAAAACUCGACCACCACCAAAAGGGCAGUUUCCCUCGACUCUCUCACCCCCCCCCCCCCCCCCAAUGAUUUUUACACACUGUAAAGGGACGGGUCCUUUAAAAAAAGAUAUAUAACAGUGCAGGUAAUAGAAAUCUAUCAGGGUACAUGUACAAAGCUCUGAGUUCAGACUCUUAGACAAUGUGUUUGACUACUCUAAUGUUCGAUUCUUGACGGCUCAAUUUCCUGUCAACGCCAUUGAUUUGAAGAUGAAAAAAAUUAACUUACAUUAAAGUAUAAAUGUUUUUAGAGGCAUGACGUUAGGGAUUUCACGAAUAUGAUGGAAAUAAACCUUUUGAUGAGCAGAACCAUUUAAACCAAGGAAUCUUUAUAAAUCUCAAGAAAUAUAGUUCACUUAUAAACUAGAGAUGCCUGCUUGUUCUCGAACGUAAUUUUAAGUGAAGGCAUAUUCUCAAAAUACAGUAAUUGCAACAGAGUCUGCAGGUAAUAGGGCAGCCCACAAGAACUGCACUGUGACUGCAGUCUCCCAUUUAGGCAGGUUUCAGCAUGACUCCAGUCUAGUGAUCUGCAGGAGUUACUCUUUGAGUCGCUGUUUGCAAAUUGUCUUUGUGAAUACCACAUUGUCGACCCCAAUUUUUAAAGUCAAUCGGUUUAUGUAAGUACAGUGAUCUGUUUAAGCCUCUACUCAAAGAGCAAAGCUAAAAUAGACAAAACUACAACCAACCACAAGCAAGUUAGAAUGUUGCCCUCAGUCAGUGUGUGUCUGCAGAUGAGAAGAGUGGUCUUUAAUGUAGUGCAAUGUUAUCAGAAUGCCUGUGAUUACAUGUUUUUUCUAAUGUCAAGCAUAGGGAGGGUGAAGAUAAGUAAAACAUUCAAUUUUGAUAAUGAAUCUCAAAGCCCAGGAUAUGAAUAUAAAAAGUCUUAAUAUCAUCGUGCCUGGUUUAAGUACUUAAAUCAUUUUAUUUCAGUUUGGGUUGGAAUGCUUUACAGCAAAUGCAGAUUUAGUCCAUUUUAAUUACAAGAUGUUCCAAAUUGCUGGGAAAACAAAGAUGAAGAGUCUUGUACAGUCUUCAGUUGAUGCGGUUUUGGAUUGACAAAUUGAUUCAUUCGUACCAGUGAAGAUUACACUUUUACUAGUGUGACAGUUUGACAAGGUUAUUCUUUUUGUUAAGUCUUUCUUUCCAAGAUACAAGUGUGAAUGUUGAAUGUGAACAUAAUAGUUAAACAUCAAAGGAUUUACUUUUAGUGUAUAUUGGACUCCUUGAACUGUUUUAUACAAAAGAUUUAUGCUUUAGUUAUUAAAAAAAACAUAUUGAAGCACUAAAAUGAAA